UACCGAAACAGCAAAGCAAGGCGUGUGAGAAAUGGUUGUGAAACCUGUCGUACGGAUUAUUUUGGUUUCAAAUAAAAUAUGUGUAAAUUGUUUUAAAGUAUCCAAUUUUAUUUAUUUUAUUUUUUUUAGAUGUGCUUGGGGUGGGAAAGAUAUAUUCGUGGCGAUUCGGCUCCGGGAAAUAUUUCAUGAUAAAUUAAGCCCUGAACUGGCAUGUUAUACUGUUUAUUGACACAUGAUAGCCUGACUAGAAAGUAUACCCUUUCGUUGUUUUCAAGAAACUGGUGUAAAGGCAAUAUGAGUGAUAAUAAAGUAUCUUCGAAGAACUCGUGUGAGACAGCCCCUGCACCAGGAGCAGCAUCGGAAAGCAAUGAAGCUGAAACGACCAAAGCAGCUGCGGAAAUUUCAGCAGGCUUCAACUCGCACAUCUCACGGUUUAGCACCACCGGUGCGUCUAGUCUGUCUGACUGUUGUCAUGGAGGAGCCAAGAUGUCGGUUCUGGCGUUUAGCCGAGGCAAACGAGAGAUAAACCAGUAUUUCAGCAUACAAAAUGCCAAAUUGCUCGCUUUAGUUGCCGUCCUUCUGCUCAUCAUAUUUCACUCUGUCUCCCGGAAUUAUGGAGGUGGAGACACCUGUGAGUGGCUUCUCUCCAGUGGUAGAUUGCUGGGAGAGAAUGCAUGGCAACCUUAUGGGUGUAUGAUGCACAGAUAUAAAAGCGAUGAAGCGAAGAGAUGCCUUGCUGAGAAGCACAUAGCAUUUAUAGGAGAUUCCAGAAUUCGACAGCUUUUCUAUUCCUAUGUUAAUAUAAUAAACGUUGACAUUAAAGAAGAAGGAGUGAAGCAUGAAAACAUUCCUUUUGAAGACAGAAGUGCAUCUCUGAAAGUGGACUUCCUGUGGUAUACAGAAGUUAACAAUUUUAUGAAGGAGCCUUUAACAGCUUGGACAUUGGAGGGUACCUCUCUAAAACCAGAUAUAAUUGUUUUGGGAGCAGCUACUUGGUCCAUUAAGUUACACAAUGGCAACACCGAAGCCCUCAAUCAAUAUAAAACCAACCUCACAUCAGUUGCAAGGCUUUUGGAGAAGCUGGCAGAACAUAUUGAAGUUAUAUGGGUCCUGCAAGAUCCAGUGCUUGAAGACCAUCUUAGUGAGGACAGAAAAAUGAUCACUAAUCAGCAAAUAGACUUGUACAAUGAAGCGGCUCUAAGCAUACUCGACAGCAUAAACAGCGUUUCUAAAGCCAAGGUUCAGAUCCUGCGUGCUUCCAGGUUGGCAGCUGAACAGACCAUCAGUAAAUCCCUGGAUGGUUUGCAUCUCCCCAGAAGUACAAGAGAUAUUAGUGCAAUGGUUUUAAUGAAUUACUUCUGCAACAAGAUCUUAAAACCUAUUGAUGGCUCCUGCUGCCUUCCUCGGCCUCCACCUACUCUUAUCCAGAAGUUGACUGCUUGCUUUUUCCUUUUGUCUAUAAGCGGCUACCUCAUGGUGAAUUUUAUUUGCCGCAGCAACCAUUGGGAAAACAAACCUGCCACAGAUAUAGAAAGCGGUGAGGAGAGGAAGCCUUCCAUAACCAUUUCCUCUGUUGCUGGCCUGAAAGUCCCAUUUCAGUCACUUUGUAAAUUAGGCCUCAUCAUGGCCUACUUUUAUUUUUGUGACAGAGCUGACAUAUUCAUGAAGGAGCAGAAAUUCUACACCCACUCAUCCUUCUUUAUACCACUAAUCUUCAUACUGGUGUUGGGAUUUUUUUACAAUGAAAACAGUAAGGAGGCAAAGUUAUUAAACAGGGAGCAAACAGAUGAAUGGAAAGGUUGGAUGCAGCUUGUAAUCCUGAUAUAUCACAUAUCUGGUGCAAGUGCUUUCCUACCUGUGUACAUGCAUGUACGAGUCCUUGUUGCAGCAUAUCUGUUUCAAACAGGCUAUGGGCACUUUUCCUUCUUUUGGCUGAAGGGAGACUUUGGACUUUACAGAGUCUGCCAGGUACUUUUCCGACUAAACUUCCUUGUGGUUGUACUAUGCCUGGUAAUGGAUCGAUCCUAUCAGUUUUACUAUUUUGUUCCAUUAGUAACUUUCUGGUUUGCGGUCAUCUAUGGAACAAUGGCUAUGUGGCCUCAGAUUCUCCAGAAAAAAGCAAUCAGCAAUGGCUUAUGGAAUCUGGGGUUGCUGCUGAAACUUUUUGCCUUGCUUUCCUGCAUAUGUCUUUUAAGAUAUUCACAGGGUGCUUUUGAGAAUAUAUUUUCCUGUUGGCCAAUAUCCAAGCUUUUUGAACUGCAAGGAAGCAUCCAUGAAUGGUGGUUUAGAUGGAAGCUGGACCGUUUUGCUGUCUUUCAUGGAAUGCUCUUUGCAUUUCUGUAUUUGGUAUUACAAAAAUGUCAGCUGUUUUCAGAAGGCAAAGGAGAACCUCCUUUCUCAUAUGGGAUCUCAAACUUUUUACUAUUCAUAUCGGUAUUUUCCUUUCUGACCUAUUCCAUAUGGGCAAGUAGUUGUAAAAGUAAGACAGAGUGCAAUACAUUGCAUCCUUAUGUAUCAGUGGUACAGAUUUUAGCAUUUAUUUUAAUUAGGAACAUUCCUGGUUAUGCACGUUCGGUAUACAGCUCGUUCUUUGCGUGGUUUGGCAAGAUAUCUUUAGAGCUCUUCAUUUGCCAGUACCACAUAUGGCUAGCUGCAGAUACAAAGGGGAUCUUGGUGCUAAUCCCAGGCAGUCCAAUGCUGAACAUCAUCAUAAGCACAUUUAUCUUUGUUUGCGUGGCCCAUGAGAUCUCCCAAAUUACCAACGAAUUGGCACAGAUCGCCAUUCCUAAAGAUGUCUCAGCGCUGCUGAAAAGAUUACUCUGUGGGGCUGGAUUUCUUCUUGUUGUUCUUCUGCUGUCUACUCGGGAAGACUCCAAACUUUAACUUUGCCUACAGACAGGACAAUGUUGUCUGUAGUAUAGGGAGCAACAACUUCUACUGCAAGAGAGGCAUAUGUUGCACAGGAAGAUUCUUUAUUAAUUUGGGGGUAAAACUUGUGUAUAAAACUGACCAGCAAUGGGUGUUAAUUAUUGAUAGUUUGUUUUGAUGGGUGGUGGAACACUGAAGAAAAAACUUUGACUUACCAGUUUAAUAUUGGUUUACAAAAAAAUACCUAUAAUAUAUGUGGAUAUGUUUUAAUGUGGACAUUAGUGUUGUAUAUGGUACAACAAAAGGUAUGUUUAUUUCUGGCUUUGGGACUUCUUUCCAGAACAAAGUAAAAGGCAUUUGGUUGGUUAUUUGCUAUUUAUUAUAAGUAAUUCUUGUGUGAUGAAACUGCUGGUCAAUUAUGAGUUUUAAUUUUUCUAAAAUUAUUUUACCAUUUAGAGGGCAGAUCACUUUCAGAAAAAAAAAAAAAUACUGUACAGUAAAAGGGUGUUGAUUUGUAACCUUGUGAGACUACAUUCAUGAAUAGUAGUAAACAAUAUUUAACAAGUGCUUCUCUAGUGUUAAUUGUUUAUUUGGAAAUUAUGAAUUAUUAUUUACAUAAUUGUUACUUGUACUUUUCAAAGAAUUGUAAUAAAAUAAAAACAGUUGCAGAUUUGUUCUUGCUGACAUGGUAAUACCUAUGCAGAAAUUUAAAAGCCAGUGACAGCAAGUUUAAUGAGCCAAUAUCAAGCAUGUGGAGAUUAGCUGUGGUUCUUCUGCACUGAUUCAUACCUAUAGGUAAAAGCGGUAAUCCCAAUUCUCUGAAGACAUUACUGUAAGCCUCAUUUAAUUACACUAAUGCAUUUUAAUAUUGAACAAUGUGAACUCAAGAUAUUUCCCUCAACUCGGGGUCAACUGUAACCCCACUAUCAAAUUGAUUAAAGCUUUUAUACAAACUAAUAUGCUUUUAUGUUGUAAUGGAACCAAGACCUAUUUAUAUGUAGUUAUUGUUUACUUAUUUACAGGCACUUGUCAUCUGACUAAUGGGGCGUGGUUUGUGUAUUUGGUUUACUCUUUGUUGAAAAUAAUUUCUUAUUUAAAACAAGUUUAUUGUUUUACGAACCUUGGGUGUUUUAUAUAUUUAAAGUCAUAAAUGGAGAGAUGUUCUUGGUAAAUGUUUUGGGGAUUUCCUGUAAUGUGAAAUUUGACCAUUUUUAUUUAUAAAAGCCUUUCUUCUAUUUUACACUCUUGUUAAUGAUUAAGAUUUCAUAUAACAGA
Messenger RNA from Polyodon spathula (Mississippi paddlefish), 4143 nucleotides. Its product is annotated as N-acetylneuraminate 9-O-acetyltransferase-like. The transcript is spliced from 18 exons. Gene Ontology annotation, molecular function: N-acetylneuraminate 9-O-acetyltransferase activity. NCBI's taxonomy places the organism in Eukaryota, Metazoa, Chordata, Actinopteri, Acipenseriformes, Polyodontidae. The coding region runs from base 211 to 2883 and encodes 890 amino acids. Gene Ontology annotation, cellular component: Golgi membrane. The record is from RefSeq and is a predicted model, not a curated record.